AGGGCAGCCGGCCAACCCCGCCACUAUCCAACCUCCCUAUAAAAAUCGAUCUUUACAUCGACCAACAUUGACAAUCGCUCCAGUGUCAAGUCAUGCUCAGCUUACCGUUUUGGUUCUCCCAUCUGACGUCCACUAGCCGGACUUUGAUGGUAUUCGCUGGAGUCCUGCUUGUUGUCCGGAUAUGGAUGUCUCGGCUGAGGCGACUUGGAAGCAAUCCUCUUCCGCCAGGACCAAUGGGUUUGCCUAUUGUGGGUUACUUGCCAUUUCUGGGAAAGGACUAUCAUCUGACUCUCACGAAUUUAGGCAAAAAGUUUGGAUCAGUCUACCAGAUAUACUUAGGUGCGAAAAGAGUAGUCGUUAUCAAUGAUCAUAACCUCAUCCGGCACGCUUUCAAGCAGCAAGUCUUCUCCGGUCGACCGGACACGGAACUGACAAAAAUCUUACAAGGUUACGGCGUCAUCAACUCCGACGGCGCUCGAUGGAGAGAACAGAGAUCUUUCAUACAUAGUGUCUUACGUGAUUUUGGUGCCAAAAACUUUGGACCCAGCAGAGAUUUCUUACAGAAUAAUAUACUGAAACAAGUGAGAGGAUUUCUAACGUCUUUGAGGGCAGCUUCUGGCUCCCCAUACUACGCUCGAACUUCCUUGGCCCGAGCUGUCAGCAAUGUGGUUGGAUCUAUCCUGAUGAGCGUUACCUUCGAGGAAGACGACGAAGGCUUCAAGCGCCUUCUGGCCCUGUUUGAUGAAGGCUUCCGCCUCUUGACGCUGGCUGUGCCCGUCAACUUCAUCCCUUCUUUGCGACAUAUGCCUGGUUGGAACCACUCCUACGCGAAAAUUGUACGCAAUAAGGAGGAAACUGCUGCAUAUUUUCGUGAGAUCGCCGAAAAGCACAAAGAAACUAUGGACGAAGAGACAGUGAGGGACUUUGUGGAUGCCUUCUACCUCCAACAAAAAAAGGCUGAAGAAUCCAAUGAACCAACUUUCUUCUCUGAAGAGCAACUAGUCCAAGUAAUGGGAGAUAUCUUCAGCGCAGGAGUAGAAACAGUCACUUCUACUUUAGAAUGGAGUAUCCUAUUCCUAAUAAGAAACCCUGAUGUUCAAGCUCGCCUUCGGGAAGAAAUCGACCGUGUGGUAGGACAAAAUCGGACACCAGAACUCGAAGAUAUGCCCCACAUGCCCUACAUGGAGGCUACCAUCUUAGAAGUCCUUAGACGUGCCAAUGUCAUCGCUCUGGGCAAUGCUCAUGCCACCCUUGAUGAUACUGAACUGGAUGGUUAUUUGAUUCCGAAGAACACUCACAUCCUGCCAAACUUAUGGGCGGUGCAUAUGGAUCCCGAAUUGUGGGAAAAUCCGGAAGAAUUUCGUCCCGAACGUUUUCUAGUCAAUGGGCGGGUGGUCAAACCAUCUUACUUCAUGCCUUUCUCAGUUGGUCGAAGAAUGUGCAUUGGAGAUAGUCUUACUCGAAUGGAAGUGUUUCUUUUCCUUUCCUGUCUUCUACAGGAAUUUGAACUAAAAGUCCCUGAAGGCCAUCCUCUACCUCCUGUUGAAGGAAUCGCAGCUUUAUCUAUGACUGCCCAACCCUUCCAAAUGUGCGCGAUCCCAAGGCAAUCCACGUGAUAGGGAUUUGAAGUAGCCAUCGCAUACGGAUGAUUCCUCAUUUUCUGGCAGGUUUUUAACCCUGUCCUAGAAUAUCAGGUUCAGUAAUGGUCAUCACCAUUGUGUUCAUCCUAACAAAUCUUAUCAAAAGAAACUUUGUAAAUAAUGAAUUUUAUAGUCAUGAUAGCUGUGGCGUGACAUCCAAUUUUUGCCAAAUAGUCUCUACCCAUCAUUUGAAAAAUAUUUAGAGUAGGUUAUAGAUAUAUUGUUUUAAACCUAGAGCGUUCGUCUAUUUAGACGUUAAAAAGAAAGAUGUUGUAUUUUGGAUUAUUUAAGAAAUUCCUUUCAAAAAUAGGGUUUCUUUACAAAUUAUAUAAAAUGAGUUAAAAAAAUCUUCUGUAUAUAUUUAAUAUAUACGUAUAUGAAAGUCAUUUCCUGUAAAGAAUUUGGUUUAUGCGUACUGUUGAUUUCAAAUUUUGAUGUCUUUUGUACAGAUUAUUAUUUUGAAAAUCUAGAGUCUAUUAAAUUAUAUAAAUGGUCAAAUUUGCUUGCACCGUUUAAAUAUUCAGAUUGUUUUUAAUUACACUGUCCAUAUAUGUAAAUAUAUAUAUCUUAUACUUGCGUUUAUCACGAAAACUGACAUUUUUGACUAAAUUGCAUCGCAGUAUUUUGAAAUCGUCAAUUUCAAACAGUACUUAACAUAGAAACAAUUCAGUUCAAUAGAAUAAUAAAAAUAUGAGUCAUUGUUACUUAAUAAAGCAUAUAUUAUGCACACUGUUUUCAUUUAUCUAAACUGAUAUUAUUCUUUCUACUAAUAAUACAAUAGCACUGAAAGAAGAUAUUGUGAAAAUGAACCAUUAUUAUUAUUUAGUAAAAUAUUUAUUAAAACUGGAAAUGUAUAUUAACUCGGUUAUUUAUUUUAAAAAGAAAUAAAGAUUAAAAUGCUGUCAAAAAGUGAAUAAAGUGUUUUAUAUUUUGACUUCUAAAUAACAUUCAGUCUUGUUUCUCCUUUAGAAAUGUUAAAUAUAUUUUGACGAUUACGAAAUUCUAUGAUGCAAACAUUAACGAAAAGUCACAAGUAUAAAAAGUACAAAAUAAAGUGUAUGUGUAUCUAUAGUCAGUAGUACAAAUCAAUAGUCAUAAUAAUCUUUAUUGUAUGAUGUAAGGUACACUUGCUAUCUCUUACUUACUGCUCUUUGUCAUAUUAUCUCAAAAAUGUUCAUAAUACUUUGUAAUCCUUAUUUAAGAAUGGCAAAACUAAUUUUGCUUUCAAAAUAUUUUACGUGUAAUAAGCCAUUUCUCCCCUUGUGUCGGCACACAAGGAUAUUGUAAAAUACAGCCUUUAUUUAAUUAAAAUAUGCUUUAUGAAUUUUUUUUAAUAUACUUUAUCUAUUUCUUCCAUUGUGUAAAUCCUAUCACUAUAUUAUUUCCUCUUUUUUUUCUUUUGAAAAAUAAGUUCAAGGUACAUGAGAAUAAAAAUAAAAAAUAGAUUAUACCACAAAAUGUAAAAUACGGCAUUAGAAACAUAUUUUAUGAACUGCAAAAUUUCUGCACAUAUUUUAAUUUAUAUCACUUAAAUAUACUAUUAAAAAUAAAAUAUAGAUGCAAGUUAUUAAUAAAUGCAUUUAUUGCUUUUAAAUUUCUCAGUUUGUUUGUUAUUUAUAGAUUACUACUAAAGAUAAAUCCAACAUAUUGUUUUCUGCCGAAUGGCAACACUCUGAGAAUUUAUAACUGAGGAGCUACAUAGAUCUUAUAUAAGUAUAUAAUAUUCAAAUAUGUGUCAAAUAAUUCAACAAUUUUUGUUAAAGUAAAUUUCUUCUUAAAUCUCUUUAGUUUGUAAAAUAGCACUCUGAUUAAUUAAACAAUGAGAAAUUUAGUUUCUCGUAAAUAAAUAUAUGUAUAUUUACCUUACUAUUUUAUUAGGUUUUUGUUAUUUUUUAGAUAAAAAUGCUUCGAUUAUUUUUAAAAUUUAAAUGUGAGUUUUCUUCAGAAUUUAAUUUUCUUAAUGAAAAUGCCUAUUUUAAAAUGCUUCAAAAACCAAGCAUUAUUAUAAACCACUCGUUUUCAAGCAAUGUUCUGGGAAGCCACAGGAUUUCAAGCAAGAGAUUGUGGAAGUCAAAAAUCAAAAUUCUAAAAAUAUUUCAAUCUGCAUAGAACUCAAAACUAAUCAUAUUGAUAACUGAUUAAAGAAUAUUUUCUUUUCUAUUUUCUUUGUUACUUAAAAUAAAAUGAAGUAAAUCUUUUACAUUGUAAGGAAAUAAUGAUUUUAUAUUCCACAUAAAGUGCAUGUACUAUUGAUAUAUCUUAAAUGUUUCAAUUUUUUUAUGUUUAGUUUUCUAGAAAUGAUAUGGAAUAGCUUUAGAAAUUUCAUAAAAAAUUAUAGUUUUCGGGCUCCACAAAAAAGAGUUAUAGUUCCAGGAUUUGCAGAUUCCUUAAAGUGUGAAGACCACUAGUGUAAACCGAUAAAUUCAAAAUAAAAGUGCAUCGUUCUGUCUUUGCUAUAAUAAAAUAAUAUUAUUCUUCCCUGCUUGAAGCUCGUGCUAUAUUUAUGCAAAAAUUCAAUCUGUCCUGAAAUACUAUCUGCUAAAACAAUAUUCUGACUUUUGAUAGUACUAGGCCAAACAUUACGGUAAUUUUUUUAUUAUAAUUGUUUCCGGUCUUCUUUUAAGCUUCAAAUGCACAAAUCCUUAACGUAAUGGUUUAAUGUUACUUUUUGGCUUUAUCUAAGCAGCAAAUGUGUCACUGUAUAAAAUGUUUAAUGUUAUUUUAUAUAUAUGAUGAUUCUCUAAUUUGUUUGUAUAUGUGAUGAUUCUCUAAUUUGUAAAUAAAAUUUAUAUUCUUAUAUA
Messenger RNA from Stegodyphus dumicola, 4441 nucleotides. Its product is annotated as cytochrome P450 18a1-like. Gene Ontology annotation, cellular component: cytoplasm; intracellular membrane-bounded organelle. Gene Ontology annotation, biological process: xenobiotic metabolic process. Gene Ontology annotation, molecular function: oxidoreductase activity, acting on paired donors, with incorporation or reduction of molecular oxygen, reduced flavin or flavoprotein as one donor, and incorporation of one atom of oxygen; iron ion binding; steroid hydroxylase activity. The record is from RefSeq and is a predicted model, not a curated record. NCBI's taxonomy places the organism in Eukaryota, Metazoa, Arthropoda, Arachnida, Araneae, Eresidae.